AUGAGUCUCAAACCCAAGCUCGAAUCGCCAAUCAACUUGCCGAUUCCCUCCCGAGAUCCUUGUUACCCUGGCAUGGAACCCUCUGAGGUACCCGAAGACUUUAUCAAGCAAGGCCAUCCGUAUCGCCUUCUUCAUCGUUUUUUCAUUGGGAUAGAGCCUGGUCUAACUGACAUCGAUGCUAUCGAAUUUACAAACAAACGCCCCGUUUCAUAUGUCAAAAAAUUCAUAUCUAAAAGCCUUGAGACUGAUACUAAAUCUCUUGUUGAAACAUCUCACCCAAACCUAGUGAAUCUUCGAGAGGUGUUCAUUCAUGGCCGAUCCUGUUUCUUUCUUUACGAAAGAUGGAGUCUGUCCCUCGACGAAGUCCAAAAGCUAGGCCCUGUCUUUCAGCUAAGCGAGGUUGAAGUGGCAAAUAUAUGCUACAAGAUUUUCAUGGGGCUUCUCGAUAUCCACGAGACACUCAAGAUUAGCCAUGGCAAUAUCCAUAUGGGAAAUGUCUUUAUUUGCGAAGAUGGUGAAGUCAAGAUUGGAGACAUUGGUGAAAGUAUGAUUCACCAUCGGAAUCAAAACGACAAGGCUCGAGAUAUUGUUGCUGUGUUCUGUAUUGCACGAACACUCCUCAUCAGUAACAAAGCCAUGGGCCGAGGUGCUAUAGGUCUUCUGUGUCAGGAUUUUACAUCAGCUCAUUCGAGUGCAUCUAUUGCUGAGUUAAUUCAGGUUGGUAAUUUCACCUCUUCUAUUUCUUAUGCUUAUCAGCCUAUAGCAUCCUUUCAUUAUGCUAAGAACAGGGUCCUGGUGCCUACGACCUGUAAAUAUCUUAUGCACAAUUGCGCAGCGUGGGAGCUAUUUUACAUCUACUGGGGGUAA
This is a messenger RNA of Aspergillus saccharolyticus JOP 1030-1, 867 nucleotides long. RefSeq lists its product as uncharacterized. The transcript is spliced from 3 exons. Lineage: Eukaryota; Fungi; Ascomycota; Eurotiomycetes; Eurotiales; Aspergillaceae. The record is from RefSeq and is a predicted model, not a curated record. Gene Ontology annotation, molecular function: protein kinase activity; ATP binding. Gene Ontology annotation, biological process: protein phosphorylation. The coding region runs from base 1 to 867 and encodes 288 amino acids.